CCUCUACUCUCAACCCAUAACAAAACGUCGCCAAAUUCCUUAGGUUUUGCUGUCUGCGUUGAGUUUUAGUUAUAUUCUUUGGUUUUAAGUAACAUUAAUUUAAUUGUGAAAAAUAUUAACACAACCUUCUAAAGGUCUUAGUUUAGCGGUAGGAGCUGAAAAGACAAACAGAAUCAUCUUCAUGGAUGAAAAAGAGAGAAAAGGAUAAACGAAGACUUGAGGAGGGCGCGUAACGGGACGAGCCCGGAGGAAAACAAGCUUUUGACUUCAAGAAAAGUAUGGAAAUGUUUGAGUUUUGACUUUUUGGAGAGCAGGACAGGAUUUGCCAACACAUUCACUAAAAGAAGGUCUUGUGUCCCUCUUAUCCUGUUAGAGAUCCUGGGAAUGGAUGGACAAAAAGAAAAAGAGCGGGAGAGAGGAGAUGAAAAAGAGAGUGACGAGACGGAGGAGGAUGCUGAAGGAGCAGCAUUAUUAUGGCAGGGGGGAUACCCUGCUGAUGAUUUGGGCCUACCCAUCAUGCACUGGGAGGAUCUGGGCCUUCGUAUCGCUGAACUUGAGAAGCAACAAGAGGAGCGGAGACAGAGGGAAAAGGACUUGGACAGGCUGACGGUAGACUGGCCAGACAUCCGAGGGCUGAGCAGUCACAGAGAAACCUAUGAGGACAUAGAGGAUGAUUGCAACAGUCGGCUCACUUCUCUGACAUCGAGGCUCCAGAGUCAGAUGAAUCUACAGCUCUGUUUCAUCAACAACAGUGAAAGUGAGGAGGACGAAGAGGAAAUAGAGGCAAAGAAAGAGGUGGCAAAGCAGUCAAGUAAGAGUGGCAGUAGUCAGAAGUUAGAGGAGCGUGGUUCAAGCUCUGCAUCUACUAAGAAAACCAAAUCAAGAGGGUUUAAGAAUGAUGUCAGAGCUGCAUUGAGUGUACUCAGACAUAAAUUGAGAUUGGAGCAAAAACAGACUAUACCUCCCAGUGAGGCUCUCAAAGAAAGGAAACACUAUGAGCGAAAUGACUUGAAGAAUUUCAACCUGAAGGAGUUGAAAGCAUUAAGAACCUCACUAAGCAAAGACAUUCAUGACCUCAGUUCAGAGUUGGUGGGUCGACUUCUCACAAGGGACCAGCUGAGAACAGAGCAGGACGCCAUGCUGCUGGAGGUACAAGAUAUGACAUCACUGUGAUGCACACUUAAAAUAAAGCAUUUCCUCUGAGGAAGAAAAUGAUGGGACCUUCGUUUACAAGACUGCCUGAACGAACUGACUUUACUGUGAAAAGCUUCAGCACUCCAUCACAUCACAACAAAAGACUUUUAAGGAUUUCACGGUUUUACAUUUAAUCUUUUUAUUGACAACUUUAAGGCACAGGUGAGGAUUUAAAACUGCAGUUUACACUCCUUUUUAGCUAAGUCAUGCAGAUAAAGUUUCAAUUUAAAAUAUGUCAUGAUGUUUGUCUUUAAAUUACUGUCAUUUGUUUGGUGGCAAAGCCUCACAUGUUAAUACAUGGCUCAUUACAUGCUACAAAGUAUGUAGCCAUACAUACAUUGCCAAGCAACUCAUAACUGGAUUGUUUGUGUCACUGUUUGCGAAAUACUGAAAUGUUAUUUUGUGGAAUAAAAGGGACUUCAUUAA
Molecule: messenger RNA, 1620 nt
Organism: Danio aesculapii
Lineage: Eukaryota; Metazoa; Chordata; Actinopteri; Cypriniformes; Danionidae
Product: schwannomin-interacting protein 1
Exons: 7
Coding region: 385-1173 (262 amino acids)
Biological process (GO): positive regulation of hippo signaling
Cellular component (GO): plasma membrane; cell junction
Source: RefSeq, a predicted model, not a curated record